CAAUAGUCAAUGGCAAUUACACAACUUGUUCUUAUCUAAUUCCAAAUUCCUUGGCAUUUGGGGAUCUCAAAGCCCACACUUCCAGCCAAGCACUAACCUCCACGUACCUUAAUCAAUUCCAACUUCUCCUCUGCAUCUUACAGCGGCAGUGAAAGGGUGAGACUCGGCGGAUUCACAGAGUUUCCAACUCCAAAAACCCAAAACUCUUGCCUUUUCGAGGCCUAGAGAAGUCGAGCUUGAUACUAUUUAUAAGUAACAUCCAAAUUCACAACAAAAAAACAAAAGUUGCAAUCCUUUUGUAUGUAUCUGGCAGUCCGGCAUCAUCAGACGGCCGCUAACGGUUGCAGCAUUUGAAGUUUCGAGUUUGAUCAAACCAACGCUCGAAUCAUCGGAAAAAUGGAAGUAGAGAGCAGAGUCAUGGAACCCGGGUCUCCGAAAUUCGCGCUGCCGGUGGACUCAGACCACAAGGCCACAGAGUUCAGAUUGUUCUCGAUUGCCAAACCCCACAUGCGGGCGUUCCACCUGUCUUGGUUUUCCUUUUUCCUUUGUUUUGUGUCCAGCUUUGCUGCUCCGCCGCUUAUCCCCAUCAUCCGCGACAACCUCAACCUAACCGCCAGCGACAUCGGCAAUGCCGGGAUUGCGUCUGUGUCCGGCGCUGUGUUCGCCCGAAUAGCCAUGGGGACAGCGUGCGACUUGUUCGGUCCGCGGCUUGCCUCCGCCACACUCAUCCUCCUCACUGCCCCUGCAGUCUACUUCACUGCAAUUGCGUCGUCCCCCAUGUCUUUCCUCCUCGUCCGCUUCUUCACCGGCUUCUCUCUCGCCACCUUCGUCUCGACCCAGUUCUGGAUGAGCUCCAUGUUCUCUCCCCCCGUAGUAGGCACCGCCAACGGCGUCGCGGGCGGGUGGGGAAACUUGGGGGGCGGAGCAACGCAACUCAUCAUGCCGGUAGUGUUCGGCUUCAUCAGGGACAUCGGCGCCGUCAAGUUCACAGCUUGGAGAAUCGCGUUUUUCAUCCCUGCCCUGUUUCAGACACUGUCAGCAUUCGCCAUCCUGAUAUUCGGACAGGACAUGCCGGACGGAAACUUCUACGGCCUCCAUAAAUCCGGCGAAAAGCCCAAAGACAAAUUCUCGAGCGUGUUCUACCACGGCGUCACGAAUUACAGAGGUUGGAUUCUGGCAUUGACGUACGGAUAUUGCUUUGGGGUGGAGCUAGCGGUGGACAACAUCAUAGCGGAAUAUUUCUACGACAGGUUCGAUCUGAAACUCCACACGGCCGGGAUGAUCGCGGCGAGUUUCGGGUUGGCGAAUAUUGUUUCAAGGCCCGGAGGUGGGAUUCUGUCGGAUGUUGUGGCGAAGAAGUUUGGGAUGAGGGGGAGGCUGUGGACUCUGUGGGUGGUGCAGACCACGGGAGGUGUUUUGUGUGUGAUUCUUGGGCGGGUGAAUUCUUUGGUUGGAUCCAUAGUUGUCAUGAUUUUGUUCUCCGUGUUCGUCCAAGGUGCUUGUGGGCUUACAUUUGGUGUGGUUCCAUUUGUCUCUAGAAGGUCAUUGGGGGUCAUAUCUGGAAUGACAGGAGGUGGUGGAAAUGUGGGUGCAGUUCUGACCCAACUGAUAUUCUUCAAAGGAUCAAAAUAUUCAAAAGAAACAGGAAUAACCCUAAUGGGGAUCAUGAUCAUAUGUUGCACCCUCCCGAUGACUUUGAUCUAUUUUCCCCAGUGGGGUGGCAUGUUUUGUGGUCCAUCUAAGAACAAGGCCACAGAGGAAGACUAUUACAUGUCUGAGUGGAGCUCCAAGGAGAAGGAGAAAGGCUUUCACCAGGCAAGUGUGAAAUUUGCUGAGAACAGCAGAAGUGAAAGAGGAAAAUCAGACUCUGUUACCCGACCCUCUGAUGAGAUUUCACCGCCGCAUGUUUGAUUUACUGCAUGCCAUCGUUAAUGAUCUCAAGUUGGGAAUUCAAAAUUUAUGUGUGUAUACCUAUUAAAUUGUUCAAAUAUGUACUGUUUUAGUAUAUAAGUAAAUUAGUAGUUUCGAUUACGUGCCAUUGUGCCAGUAUUUGUUACAAGCAAGGAAAAUUUAUCUAAUUAAGUAUAGUUUUAUUUAGUUAGAAAUCUUCUGUGCCGGAUAUCUGUCUUUUCAUAAUUGACAUCUAUAUAUUGGCGUGUUAUGUAAUAAUAUUAUCAAUGAUUUAUUUAUACAA
Molecule: messenger RNA, 2194 nt
Organism: Malus domestica (apple)
Lineage: Eukaryota; Viridiplantae; Streptophyta; Magnoliopsida; Rosales; Rosaceae
Product: high affinity nitrate transporter 2.5
Biological process (GO): cellular response to nitrate; nitrate transmembrane transport
Cellular component (GO): plasma membrane
Molecular function (GO): nitrate transmembrane transporter activity
Source: RefSeq, a predicted model, not a curated record